Molecule: messenger RNA, 789 nt
Organism: Cajanus cajan (pigeon pea)
Lineage: Eukaryota; Viridiplantae; Streptophyta; Magnoliopsida; Fabales; Fabaceae
Source: RefSeq, a predicted model, not a curated record
AUGGAAAAAAUGCCCACUUAUGCUCGGUUCAUGAAGGAAUUGUUGACUAAGAAGAGAAAAAUUCUUGAAGAAGAGACUGUGGAGCUUGAGGCAGGAUGUAGUGCUAUUAUACAAAAGUCUCUACCUCAGAAGUCCAGAGAUCCAGGCAGUUUCACUCUCCCUGUAUCAAUUGGUAAUUUAUCAAUGAGUAAGGCACUCUUAGACCUUGGAGCUAGUAUCAAUUUGAUCCCUUUAUCAAUGCUAAAGAAGAUAGGGGAAGUGCAAGUAAGACCUACAAGAAUGACCUUGCAGUUGGCAGACAGAUCCAUCAAGCUUCCACAUGGUAUAGUGGAAGAUAUGAUAGUGAAGGUUGAUAAAUUCAUGUUUCCGGUUGAUUUCAUAGUCAUGGAUAUGGAAGAGGAUGUAGAAGUUCCUUUGAUAUUGGGUAGACCCUUUAUGAAGACAGCUCGAGUGAUCAUUGACAUGGAUGAAGGAAAGCUGAAGGUGAGGGUCCAAGAUGAGGAAGUGAGUUUCAAUGUAUUUGAAGCAAUGAAGUGUCCAAAAGGCAACAAAGAUUGCUUUAGAAUUGAUGUAUUAGAUGAUGUGUACUUGGAAGCUCAAAAUGAUUUCAAGAGCUCAUCCCCACUGGAGAAGGCUUUGCUUAUUUCUAAUGAAGAAUUGGAUAAGGUCAUAGAUGAAGAGGUUCAAGAUGUUAUUGAUGCACUAAAUAAAAGAGAAAACUCUUCUGCCAAUGUUCAGUCAAAAGAAGAAUUGAAGAAGGAGGAAAAAGAGCAAGUAGUGAAGUUGUAA